Molecule: messenger RNA, 876 nt
Organism: Austrofundulus limnaeus
Lineage: Eukaryota; Metazoa; Chordata; Actinopteri; Cyprinodontiformes; Rivulidae
Product: probable global transcription activator SNF2L2
Biological process (GO): transcription elongation by RNA polymerase II; chromatin remodeling
Cellular component (GO): RSC-type complex
Molecular function (GO): chromatin binding; protein binding
Source: RefSeq, a predicted model, not a curated record
ACUUUUCCUGGGCCUCUCAGAACCAGAGAAAAAAACUGCUGCAGACAGGAGAUGGGUAUGUUUUUAUUUUUUUUACCCAGCCCAUUGAUUUGUAUAUGAAAACAUAGCGCUUUUAUUCUCCCCCCUUCUGGGCUCUGCUUCUGAGUGAUCAGCUGAUGAAGAGACUAGCAGCACGCCGCUAUGCUGGUUUGCUAAUUCUCUCCCCCACAGCUGCAGCCGAUCCUGACAGCCAGCCUGCAGACUGCACUCAGUUUUUUUUAGAUUCCCCUGCCCACUGCUCCCUCUCCCUGCAGCCUGAGGCAGAAAACAACCAUUUCCCAAAGGACAUGGAAGAGGAUAUCAGCCUGAAGAAGCCUAAAGGUGAACAUAAUGGGGAGAAAGAGCUGCAGGCAGGGCAAGAAACCGGAGAAAAGGUCAAAAGGAAACGAGGACGCCCACCAGCUGAGAAACUGCCCCCAAAUCCGCCUGAACUCACAAGAACACUGAACACUCUGGUAGAUAUGGUCAUCAACUACAAAGAUGGGUUGGGACGACAGAUCAGUAAAGGUUUUGUGCAGCUUCCCUCUAAGAAGGAGGUACCAGAGUAUUACGAGCUGAUCCGAAAGCCCGUGGACUUCAGAAGGAUCAGAGAGCGUGUGCGUAAUCACAAAUACAGAAGUGUUGGGGAUUUGGAGAAAGAUGUUUUCCUCCUCUGUCACAACGCUCAGACCUACAACCUGGAGGGAUCUCAGAUCUACGAGGACUCGAUUGUCAUUAAGUCUGUUUUCGAGAGCGCCAGGCGGAGAAUCGUCACAGAAGAGGAGCAGAAAGAGGCGGUGAGCACCAGUCACAGCAACAACAGCGGUGAUGCUGACGACCAGUUUGUUCCAUCAGCAG